Messenger RNA from Castor canadensis (American beaver), 423 nucleotides. The record is from RefSeq and is a predicted model, not a curated record. NCBI's taxonomy places the organism in Eukaryota, Metazoa, Chordata, Mammalia, Rodentia, Castoridae.
GUGCAUUGCACAGAAGAUGGGGCUGCCCAUCCACCUGGUCGUGGCAGUGAACCACAAUGACAUCAUCCACAGGACUGUCCAGAGUGGAGACUUCUCUCUGUCUGAAGCUGUCAAACCAACCUUGGCAUCAGCUAUGGACAUUCAGGUACCAUACAACAUGGAGAGAAUCUUCUGGCUGCUUUCUGGCUCCAACAGCCAGGAGACAAAAGCCCUCAUGGAGCAGUUUGAAAGAACCCAAAGUCUGCAUCUACCCAAGGAACUGCACAGCAAGCUUUCAGAGGCAGUAACAUCUGAGUCAGUAUCAGAUGACGCCAUCACGCGGACCAUGGCCCGCUGCUGGGAUGAGAACAAGUACCUGUUGUGUCCUCACUCUGCUGUGGCUGUGAGUUACCAUUACCAGCAGACAGACAAGCAGCAGCCCAG